Oenanthe melanoleuca is the source of this 8416-nucleotide messenger RNA. It is a transcript of the gene IGFN1, whose product is annotated as immunoglobulin like and fibronectin type III domain containing 1. The coding region runs from base 50 to 7882 and encodes 2610 amino acids. The transcript is spliced from 24 exons. The record is from RefSeq and is a predicted model, not a curated record. Gene Ontology annotation, molecular function: protein binding. NCBI's taxonomy places the organism in Eukaryota, Metazoa, Chordata, Aves, Passeriformes, Muscicapidae.
GGAGAGCUUGUAUCUGUUUGUGCUGCCCCAGAAAGCUGAGUGAAGCAUCAUGAGCCAUCAGACAGUAAAAAUCUUCAAGAAAUCUGCUAUCCCAGGAGUUGUCAUCACUCAGUUUGUGAAUGAGGUUCCACAGGGAUGCAGUGCACCUGAUUUUGAGAAGAAACCACUCACUCUGACACUGCAGGAAGGUAAAAAUGCCAUUUUCAGAGCUGUGGUCAAAGGUGUCCCAGCUCCUGAGGUGAAAUGGUCACGGACACGGAAAGGAAUGGAUGAUCCUGCCAAAUAUGAAAUGUCCUUCAACAGUGCUACAAAUGAAUUCAUUCUGCAGAUCAGGAGCCUGGUUCUGGAUGACAGUGAUCUGUAUCGCUGCUGUGCUGUCAAUGCCUACGGGGAGGCCUCGUGCUGUGCUGGCCUCAGGAUCAUCCAAGUUGGCUUUAAGAGAAAGGCGAAAUAUGUUCCUGUUCAUGCUGCUGAUGAGCUCAAGAAGACACUGCAGGACUCCAGGAAGCUGCUGAGGAAGAGGGUUGUAGCACCAAAACCAAAGCCCCUGGACAAAGAAGCUGUGUGGCAACUGUUGCUGCAUGCAGAUAGGAGAGAUUAUGAGAAAAUCUGUAUGAAAUAUGGAAUUGUUGACUUCCGUGGGAUGCUGAAGAAGCUGCAGGAGAUGAGGCAGGACACAGAGACUGAACAAGACAAGUUAAUUCACAGUCUUAAAAACUUUGAACACAUCAAAGUCAACAAGGAGGGAAAUGCUACGUUCAGCCUGGAGAUGGAGCUGAAAAACAGCAACAGCAACGUUUACCUGCUCAAGGACGGCGAGCGGCUGCGCUACGGGACGGGGGACGAGUACAGGAAGCACUGCCUGAGGAGGGCGGGCAGGAGGUUCUGCUUCACUGUCAACGACGUGCAGCCCGAGGACGCGGGCGUCUACCAGGUCAGGGUGGAGGAUGUCCCUGUCUUCUCUACUGAGCUGGAUGCUCAAGCCAUCCCGGUGCGGUUCCGGCAGCCGCUGGCGGACGUGCGCUGCGCCGAGGCCGGCGACGCCGAGUUCCAGUGCGAGCUGUGCUCGCCCUGCCACCAGCCCCUGUGGCUGCACAGGAGCCACCCCCUGCAGGCCAGCCACAAGCACGAGAUGUCCGUGAGCCCCGAUGGGCUGAGGCACCGGCUGGUGGUGAGGAGCGUGGGGCCGUCGGACAGCGGGCUGUACACGCUGGACGCGGGGCAGGGCUCCAGCAGCGCCUGGCUGCUCGUGGAGUAUGCCAAAGGAAAGAGGAGACAGGAUGAAGGAGAAAAGAUUGAAAGGGAGACAUCUGAGUGGCUGAAAGAAACCAUGGCAGACAACGAAAGGGCGAGGAAGCUCCGGCGCCAAGAACAGGCUGCUGCUGCUGGAGAUCAUCCUUCCUUUUCCACAUCCUCUGCUGUGGAGAAAAGUGGCUGGUGCAGAACUGGUCAAGGCAGCAGUCAAAGCAGGGGCCAAGGGCACUCCAUUGAUUCUGAUGAUGGAAGCCAAAGAUUUCUGGGAAAAGAAGGGCUACGUAAAACCCACAUAAAUGGAGAGGUGGGGUCUGGGCAGUUUUCAGGAGCAGGUCUAGAUGGAGAUUCAGCAGCCUCUGAUGGCAGCAUCUUUGGACUAAAAGGCUUAGAAGGCAGAAGUAGGUUAAGGGCUGUCCAUAGCAUGGACUCUGUAUCAGGCAGAGCAGGUCCUGGUGGGGCAGAUGGGCAUCCCACUGUGGGUGAUGUGAACGGAGCAGGAAUCAACAGAGAGGGACAAACAGGGACUCCCUAUGGCAAGGAUGGCCUGACACCUCAUGCCAGUGGUCAGUUAGGGCUGACAGGAAGAUCUGGCUCGCUGUAUGGGCCAGGAGGCCUUCCAGGUGGAGAUGGGGCUAUACCUGGUGCUGGUGGCAAUUCCACAGGAGAAAUGGAGGCUUUGUAUGGUCCAGAUGGUCAGGCACUGGGAACAGGUGCUGGUGGUGCUGGUGCAGGGGGAUUUGGAUCUGCCUAUGGAAAGGAUGGUCUCCCAGCUGGGGCUGGUUUUGGUGGUGCUGGUGCAGGGGGAUUUGGAGUUCCCUAUGGAAAGGAUGGUUUUCCCAUUGGAGGAGGUGUUGGUGGGGCUGGUGCAGGGGGACUUGGAUCUCCCUAUGGAAAGGAUGGUCUCCCAGCUGGGGCUGGUGCUGGUGGGGCUGGUGGUGCAGGGGGACUUGGAUCUCCCUAUGGAAAGGAUGGUCUCCCAGCUGGGGCUGGUGGUGCUGGAGCAGGAUUUGGAGAAGCUUUGUAUGGUCCAGAUGGCCAGCCACUUGGACCUGGUGCUGGUGCAGGGGGAUUUGGAGCUCCCUAUGGAAAGGAUGGUCUCCCAGCUGGGGCUGGUUUUGGUGGUGCUGGUGCAGGGGGAUUUGGAGUUCCCUAUGGAAAGGAUGGUUUCCCAGUUGGAGCAGGUGGUGGUGCUGGUGCAGGGGGAUUUGGAGCUCCCUAUGGAAAGGAUGGUCUCCCAGCUGGGGCUGGUUUUGGUGGUGCUCCAGGUGGUGGUUUUGGAGGUGCUGGAUCUCCUUAUGGAAAGGAUGGUCUGCCAGCUGGAGCAGAUGCUGCUGGUGCAGGAGGAUUUGGCUCUCCAUAUGGAAAGGAUGGUCUCCCAGCUGGAGCAGGUGCUGGUGGAGCAGGGGGAGUUGGGGGUCCCUAUGGAAAGGAUGGUCUCCCAGUUGGGGCUGGUUUUGGUGGUGCUGGUGCAGGGGGAUUUGGAUCCCCAUAUGGAAAGGAUGGUUUUCCCAUUGGAGCAGGUGUUGGUGGGGCUGGUGGUGCAGGGGGAUUUGGAUCUCCCUAUGGAAAGGAUGGUCUCCCAGUUGGGGCUGGUUUUGGUGGUGCUGGUCCAGGUGGUGGUUUUGGAGGUGCUGGAUCUCCUUAUGGAAAGGAUGGUCUGCCAGCUGGAGCAGAUGCUGCUGGUGCAGGAGGAUUUGGGGAGGCUUUAUAUGAUGGUCAGCCACUUGGAGCAGGUGUUGGUGGUACUGCUGGUGCAGGAGGAUUUGGCUCUCCAUAUGGAAAGGAUGGUCUCCCAGCUGGAGCAGGUGCUGGUGGAGCAGGGGGAGUUGGGGGUCCCUAUGGAAAGGAUGGUCUCCCAGCUGGGGCUGGUUUUGGUGGUGCUGGUGCAGGGGGACUUGGAUCUCCCUAUGGAAAGGAUGGUUUUCCCAUUGGAGCAGGUGUUGGUGGGGCUGGUGGUGCAGGGGGACUUGGAUCUCCCUAUGGAAAGGAUGGUCUCCCAGCUGGGGCUGGUGCAGGGGGAUUUGGAGAAGCUUUGUAUGGUCCAGAUGGUCGGCCACUUGGAGCUGGUGUUGGGGGUGGUGUUGGUGCAGGGGGAUAUGGAGUUCCCCAUGGAAAGGAUGGUCUCCCAGCUGGGGCUGGUGCUGGUGGGGCUGGUGGUGCAGGGGGACUUGGACCUCCCUAUGGAAAGGAUGGUCUCCCAGCUGGGGCUGGUGGUGCUGGUGCAGGAUUUAGAGAGGCUUUGUAUGGUCCAGAUGGCCAGCCACUUGGAGCAGGUGGUGCUGUUUCUGCAAGUGCUGGGGGAAUUGGAGCUCCCUAUGGAAAGGAUGGUCUCCCACUUGGAGCAGGUGCUGGUGUUACUGGUGCAGGGGGUGUUGGGGGUCCCUAUGGAAAGGAUGGUCUCCCAGUUGUUUCUGGAGCAGGUGUUAGUGGCUCAGGGGGAGUUGGGGGUCCCUAUGGAAAGGAUGGUCUCCCAGCUGGAGCAGGUGCAGGGGUGGUUGGGGGUCCCUAUGGAAAGGAUGGUCUCCCAGCUGGAGCAGGUGCUGGGGUGGUUGGGGGUCCCUAUGGAAAGGAUGGUCUGCCAAUGGGAGCAGGUGCUGGGGUGGUUGGGGGUCCCUAUGGAAAGGAUGGUCUCCCAGCUGGAGCAGGUGCAGGGGUGGUUGGGGGUCCCUAUGGAAAGGAUGGUCUCCCACUUGGAUCAGGUGCUGGUGUUACUGGUGCAGGGGGCAUUGGGGGUCCCUAUGGAAAGGAUGGUCUGCCAGUGGGAGCAGGUGCUGGGGUAAGUGGCUCAGGGGUGGUUGGGGGUCCCUAUGGAAAGGGUGGUCUCCCAGCUGGAGCUGGUGCUGGGGUAAGUGGUUCAGGGGUGGUUGGGGGUCCCUAUGGAAAGGAUGGUCUCCCAGCUGGAGCAGAUGUUGGGGGUCCCUAUGGAAAGGAUGGUCUCCCACUUGGAGCAGGUGCUGGUGUUAGUGGCUCAGGGGUGGUUGGGGGUCCCUAUGGAAAGGAUGGUCUCCCAGCUGGAGCAGGUGUUGGGGGUCCCUAUGGAAAGGAUGGUCUCCCAGCUGGAGCAGGUGUUGGGGGUCCCUAUGGAAAGGAUGGUCUGCCAGUGGGAGCAGGUGCUGGGGUAAGUGGCUCAGGGGGUGUUGGGGGUCCCUAUGGAAAGGAUGGUCUCCCAGCUGGAGCAGGUGCAGGGGUGGUUGGGGGUCCCUAUGGAAAGGAUGGUCUCCCAGCUGGAGCAGGUGUUAGUGGCUCAGGGGGUGUUGGGGGUCCUUAUGGAAAGGAUGGUCUCCUGGCUGGGGCUGGUGUUAGUGGCUCAGGGGGUGUUGGGGGUCCCUAUGGAAAGGAUGGUCUCCUGGCUGGAGCUGGUGUUAGUGGCUCAGGGGGUGUUGGGGGUCCCUAUGGGAAGGAUGGUCUCCUGGCUGGGGCUGGUGUUAGUGGCUCAGGGGGUGUUGGGGGUCCCUAUGGGAAGGAUGGUCUCCUGGCUGGAGCAGGUGUUGGGGGUCCCUAUGGAAAGGAUGGUCUCCCAGCUGGAGCUGGGGCUGUGGCAGGAGCUGCUCAUUUCCCUCUUGGAGAUGAGGGGGCAAUGGGAUCUGGCCAUGGUGUGGAUGCCACACUGAGCAGAGCUCCAGGACAUGCAGGAGGAGAGGGCUUCUUUGGGGAAGGCUCUGCACUGUGGGGUGCAGGGCCUCCCUCUGGCAAGGACAGAGGGUCAGCUGUAGGCAUGGCUGGUACAGGUGGGGUUGGGAGGCUGGGAGGGGAUGAAUGGGACUCAGUCAAUGGUAAAGCAGGUGUAGGAGGUGUGGGAGGUGCCGGUGGGCCAGGUGGUGAGUAUGGGCUGGAUGCACAUCUUGGCAGAUCUUCGAGAGGUGAAACUGGAAAGGGCUCUGCCAGUGACAUCAGAGGGCCAGGGAACAAAGGUUCAGCUGGUGACAGAGGGUCUCUGUCAGGUCCAGGAGGAGCCAGGGCAGAGGACAGAGAUUUCAGGCAGUUGGGCUCCCUAUAUUCUGCCUUUGGAGGGGCAGGGAGUAAAUCCCAUGACAGAUCUGUUGAUGGGAGUAGUUCAGGUGGAUUUGGUCAAGGUCCACUGAGUUAUGGCCAGAUGUCAGGUCCUGGUAGUGAACCUCCUUCAGCAAAUCAGAGAAACCAGGAACCUGACCUGGAUCUUAAAGCAAAUGAUUCCCUGAACAAGACGGAAAGCGCAGGAAAAAAGAGACGGAGUGUCCUGGAUGAUCUCAAAGUGCCACGCUGUUACCUCAACAAGCAGCUGGCAACCGUGCGAGUGCUGAAGGGGGAGCCAGCUGAGCUGUCCUGCACCGUCAGCAGGGACAACGUGGCAGGAACCUGGUUUAAGGAUGGCCUGAAGUUAACAAGCAUGGAUGGAGUCGUCUUUGAAAAGAAAGGUCUUGUCCACAAACUGAUCAUUAACAAAGCAGAUGAUAUUCAUGCUGGGAAAUACAGGUUUGAAGGUGGAGAUGUGAAAACUGAAGCUUCAAUUUUUGUUGAAGAUCCUCCCCAGGUGGACAAAGUCCUCCUCAAGAACUUGACCAGUGUCCCCACGGUGGCCAAGGCUGGGGAGGGGGUGAAGCUGCGGAUCCCGUUCGAGGGCCGGGGGCCCAUCAGGGCAGCGUGGCUGAAGGACAGGAUGGAGCUGGGCAGUGACACCAGGGUCCGUGUGGACAAGACAGACACCUGCACCACGCUGUCCAUCUCCAGCUGCGACAGGAGGGACUGUGGCGAUUACAAAGUCAGGCUCAAGAACGACAGUGGUGUCCUGGAGAUCAACCUCAAGCUCAUGGUGAUAGACAAGCCACAGCCCCCAGCAGGACCCAUCAAAAUUGUGGAAAGGUCUGCUGACAACAUCACGAUCCAGUGGAAGCCCCCAAAGGACGACGGGGGCAAACCAGUGCAAAGGUACCUCGUGGAGAGGCAGCAGGUGGGCAGGAACGACUGGGAGACUUUGGGAGAAACCCCCAGGAGCUGCACCAGCUUCACCACCAGCAAAGUGGAGGAGGACAUGAGCUACUACUUCAGGGUGAGGGCUGUGAAUGCUGAGGGAGUGAGCGACGCGCUGGAGUCAGAGGAGGUGAAGGCUGCUGGUAAAGCUUCCCCUGGUGCCCCAGAUCCCCCUGAGAUCAUCAGUACCAGCAGGGACACCAUCACCAUAUCCUGGAAAGCUCCUUGUAAAUCUGGCGCUUCCCAAAUUAUGGGAUACAUUGUUCAGAAACGCAAGAAGGGCACUGUGACCUGGCUGCCAGUCACCAAUGUGCCUGUCAAAGACAAGAAGCUGAAGGUGCCCGGCCUCAAGAAGGGAGUGCAGUACGAGUUCCGUGUGGCAGCUGUCAAUGCUGCUGGCACGGGGCAGCCCAGUGACCCCUCCCAGCCCGCCUGUGCCCGGGACCCCGCCCAAUCUCCAGGCCAAGUGCAGGACCUUAAAGUGAGCAGCAGCGACAGCACCAGUGUCACCCUGACAUGGAGCAAACCUGAAGUACAAGAUGGGAAUGACGUGAAAGGCUAUGAGGUGGAGAUGAGGCCCUGGAACAGCCUCACCUGGACCAAGUGCUUCACCCUCCCUGCAGACAGCACCUCGUGCAGGGUGCAGGGCCUGCAGGCCCGGGAGAAGCUGCUCCUGCGCGUCAGGGCCCUCAGCGACCGCGGCCCCGGCGAGGCCCUGGAGCUGGAGGCCUGUGCUGGAGCUGCUGCUCCCGUGGUCUCUCCCAGGUUGCUGAUAGAUGACACAGUGAAAAGCUUCCUGGUUAUAAAAGCAGGGAAUCCCAUCCGGGUGAAGAUUCCCUUUGAGGGAUCUCCUGAGCCAGUGGUGACCUGGUUAAAGGAUGGGCUGCCCCUUCCCAGCCAGGCUGUGGUGAGCACUGAGGAUGGGAGCACCCAGCUGCUGCUCAGGGCAGCCGAGUUCAGUGACAGCGGCACCUACACUGUGCAGCUGGGGGAUGAGCUGGGGAAGAGGGAAACCUUCAGCUUCCAGGUUCAAAUUGCAGAUAUCCCUCAGCCCCCUGGAGCCAUCCAGCUGGAGGAGAACGUUCCCAGCACAGUCACAGUGACCUGGGAGCCCUCAGCAUCCGAGCAGUGGGACAAGAACCUCUAUUACACAGUCCUGAAACGGGAAUCCCAGAAGGGUCUGUGGCACGUGCUGGGGGACCUCAUCUACAACAACAAGUUCACCUUCACCAGGCUGGUCCCAGGCAGGGAUUAUUACUUCAGGGUUGUGGCAAAAAAUGACCUGGGAGCCAGUGAUCCAUCAGAUACUGUGCAGCCCUGGAGGAUCUGGAAAAAAAAGGCUGAGUUUCGAGUGAAAGCACAGGAAUACAGGGGAGUUAACCAGAAGCAGCCCCCGAGGUUCCUGGUGCCGCUCAGGUCCCACGUGGUGGUGACGGGCAGCGAGUGCCACAUGAGCUGCGCCGUCGGGGGCCAUCCCCCCCCCAAAAUCACAUGGUACAAGGACAGCAGAGACCUCUCCAGAGACCCCAACUACUUCUGCACCAACGACUUCGGCGUGUGCUCCCUGGUGGUGCUGGGGGUCACCAAGCAGGACGAGGGGGAGUACAUGGUGCAAGCCAGCAACGACGUGGGGCGUGCCUACAGCAAAGCCUUCCUGGCCAUCAGAGACUCCUCCCUGUAGAGUGGCUCUGCUGAGAACAUCCCUGCAUGGCUCCGAGGAUGAGAAGGUUUUGGUGAGGACUCAUCCAUAUGAAGGCUGUGCAUUUGUUGUCAGAUGUUCUUCACAGUCUGAGGCUGUUAUUUUUCAGAUUCAGUAAUUGCACUUUGAACAUAGUGCUGCAUUGUCAUCAAUACUGGGGGGAAAAAAGCUUUAAAAGCACUGUAUUUUUUUUUUUUUUUUAAUGAUCAGGCUUUCCAUGAGACCUUUAGGACACAGCUUAGAAGCUUCAGGAACACAGAAGAUGAGAGGAAAAAUAAUUGGUCAAAAUGAAAUUUUCUAUAGAGAACACAGCUGGGAGAGACCAUCCUGCCACACCACUCAUCUGCAACAAGGAAAUUUCUGGACAUCAGCAAUCUCUGGUCCUUCCACUAUGCUUUUUCAAGCCAAACAAUCACUUUGGAUUCCAUGUGAUUCUCUGCAGGUUUCUCAAAUCUAGCAGAAGCAGUUCUGCAUGUGUUUUACUACCAGUAGCAGUUAAGUAAAUUAUCUUCCCUA